Messenger RNA from Peronospora matthiolae, 1617 nucleotides. The record is from the annotation of a GenBank genome assembly. Lineage: Eukaryota; Oomycota; Peronosporomycetes; Peronosporales; Peronosporaceae.
AUGAACUCGUUUUGGACAUCGGUUUGGUCGGUUACGGUGCUACUUGCCACUGGUUUGAAAGUUCAAGUCGCGCCUCCGUCUGGAAUGCCUACUGCCAUUGCAAGUUCUAUGGCUCCUGUCACUGAAGCUUCCGAGCAAAGAGCAGCGGUGGCUUGUGGUUCCCGCAUUCGCAAGUCGUGGGACAUGCUUCUUCCAGAGGAGAAGGAUGUUUACUUGCGUGCAAUUGCGCGGUCCAUGGACGACGGCUACUAUAUCAAGUUUGUAGAGAUCCACACGGAGCAAAUGACGACGGCUGAGGCGCAUAACACGUGCAUGUUUGUCUACUGGCACCGCCUGUUACUCUUGGGGUUUGAGAACAUGCUGCGGAGCUACGGCGGUGAGUUCUCUUGCAUCACGGUGCCCUACUGGAAUUACGUGGAAGAUAAUGAGCGCUACAUGAUGGGCGCAUGCCGAAGCAUGGAGGAAUGUUCGCCCCUCUUGCAAGAGUUUGGCGGAUCGCGUAGAGGCACUGAUGGCUCCAUCACCAUUAACGGAUCCCCCAUCAGUGGCACGUGUGUGACGACGCCGCCUUUGAAUCAUUUCUGUGAGGCCACGCAUCUUAGCAGCGAAAAUUGUGCGCACUGUGUACCUCGAGGUGACUGGCUCGGCUCUCCCUUCCCACCAACGACGACAGUAAGCUCACUCGCGCGUCAGCUUUUUGACACUCCGACUAUCGCUGGUGUCGUGGGCAACCUGGAACUGGGCAUUCAUAAUACCAUCCACAACGCUCUCUCGGGAGCGAUGGGUUUCUUGGAAGCGCCAGCCGACCCAAUUUUCUUUUCGCACCAUUCUACGAUUGACCUGCUGCAUUCGAUUUACUACAAGUGUGUAGUUGGCAACACUGUUUCGAUUCCGCUGGAGCAGAAGUUGAGAGACCCUCGAGUGUUUACAGAAUGUCCACGACGUCGGCCACUUCCGGUCAACGCGAGGGAUCAGAACAUUCUAUCUCCGCAGUCAAGCAUCCUGCUGCGGACAGGUGAAGAAGGAGUGAACCCCAUGUCGGUGUUUUCACGGGAUAACAUGUUGGCCCCAUUUUUCUCAGCGCUUCCGUCAGAGUACCUGAGUUUCUCGGACAUUCGCGACAUUGGUGUUUUCAGCUACAACUACGAGAUGACGGGGUUGCUGGCUGAGAUGUUCACUUCAUGCCCCGGUGCUGGUGCCGUACGAGCUGGUUUGCCACUCCGUAACCUUGCAAGUUUUGCGAACGCCACGGAGAACAAGUCGAAGUUCGUGGAAGCGGUGAUUGUUCCUAACAACAAGACGGUGGACAGUUGGUACAGCGAGGCACUAGCAGCAGCAUCGAACCUAUCAUCGGUUGAGACUGUGAUGACAGAGGCUUCACAAGACUCACUUGAUGCGAUCCGAGAUGUGGAAAAGAUGACUUGUGUGUUCUAUGACGAGUGCCGUGACGGUGUGCACGACUUCAGUGACGACUUCCGGCACAGCUUCCAUGCGAGUGGCUCAUCGCCGUGCACCACUAUUCUCGCCGACAUCAAAAGCGGUCGUGAUCAUAUUCGAACGCCUAACUGGCGCUCCAUCUUUCUCAGUCACAUGAAGUGCGAUCGCGGAAGCUCGUGA